Messenger RNA from Haliotis rufescens (red abalone), 531 nucleotides. RefSeq names its product nascent polypeptide-associated complex subunit alpha, muscle-specific form-like. Bases 1 to 531 code for a protein of 176 amino acids. The transcript has a single exon. Lineage: Eukaryota; Metazoa; Mollusca; Gastropoda; Lepetellida; Haliotidae. The record is from RefSeq and is a predicted model, not a curated record.
AUGACGUACUGCACACCUCCGAACCCCCACGGAGAAACAACCAUGACGAACCGCACACCUCCAAAUCCCCACGGAGAAACAAGCAUGACGUACUGCACACCUCCGAACCCCCACGGAGAAACAAGCAUGUCGUACUGCACACCUCCGAACCCCCACGGAGAAACAAGCAUGACGUACUGCACACCUCCGAACCCCCACGGAGAAACAAGCAUGUCGUACUGUACAUCUCCGAACCCCCACGGAGAAACAAGCAUGACGUACUGCACACCUCCGAACCCCCACGGAGAAACAAGCAUGACGUACUGCACACCUCCGAACCCCCACGGAGAAACAAGCAUGACGUACUGUACACCUCCGAACCCCCACGGAGAAACAAGCAUGACGUACUGCACACCUCCGAACCCCCACGGAGAAACAAGCAUGACGUACUGUACACCUCCGAACCCCCACGGAGAAACAAGCAUGACGUACUGCACACCUCCGAACCCCCACGGAGAAACAAGCAUGACGAACGGGCAUCGGAAAACCUAA